AUGUCCUAUAUCACUUGCCUAGGCUCCAGUGCCCUGUCCGACUUCCGGAGAAGAGCUCUUGCUAGCCAGCUUCAUGUCAAUGAUGUCCGCGCUCGAUGGGUUCACUUCGUGGCACUACACGGCGGUGACGUUACUAAAGACUACAAUCAAAAUGAUCUCAUCGAAAUGCUCACUUAUGGCGAUGAGUAUCUCGAAGAAGACGAGGACGGGGUUGAUACUACUACAUGGUUUGUACAUCCGAGAAAGGGCACUAUAUCUCCAUGGUCCUCCAAAGCGACAUCUAUCGCCGAAGUCUGCGGUUUCGGGAGCGUCGUCAAGCGGAUCGAGAGGGGGACGAUUUUCAAGAUCUCAUCGGACGUAGAAUUUGAUGUUUCAAAAGCUAAGAAAGAGUUGCAUGACACGAUGACGCAAGAUCUGAGCACAAAUAUGCCAGAUCUCGAAACAAUGUUUGGAGAACAUACUCCUGCUCCCGCCAAGGUCAUUGAUCUCUUCGUUGAAGGCCGCGAUCCUCACGGAACUCUCCGGGAGGUCAACAGGACUAUGGGGCUGGCGCUUGACGACUCAGAAAUUGAAUAUCUGGUCUCCAAAUUCACAGGCGACGGCGGAUUAGGGAGGUCUCCCUUUGAUGUGGAGCUCUAUAUGUUUGCUCAGAUCAAUUCAGAACAUUGUAGGCACAAGCAGUUCAACGCUUCAUGGACGAUUGAUGGCGUUAAGAAGGAUUUCUCUCUCUUCUCUAUGAUUCGUAAUACCAACCAAAAAUCCCCUACAUACGUGGUCAGUGCCUAUAGUGAUAACGCAGCCGUACUCGAGGCGCAGGAAGACCAGAAUGCGACCUUUUUUGCCCCGCUAAACGAGUCGAAGGAGUGGACACAGAUAAACGAGCGUGUGUACUAUGUUAUAAAGGCCGAGACCCACAAUCAUCCAAGUGCAAUAUCACCAUUUGCUGGGGCCGCAACAGGCGCGGGUGGGGAAAUCCGCGAUGAAGGAGCCGUGGGUAGGGGUUCCCGCCCAAAGGCUGGACUGACUGGCUACAAUGUAUCAAACCUCCUAAUCCCAGGUUUCCAACAGCCUUGGGAGUUAGAAGACGUCUCAAGACCUGGCCAUAUUGCCAGCGGUCUCGACAUAAUGCUUGAGGGUCCGAUCGGCGGUGCCUCAUUUAAUAACGAGUUCGGUCGUCCAUGUAUCACAGGUUACUUUCGAACGUUUCUUGCCCAAAUCCCACUAAUCGACGGAAGUGAAGAACUUAGGGGGUAUCAUAAGCCAGUAAUGCUCGCUGGAGGUUUGGGAACGGUACGGCCAUUGCAUGCUCUCAAAGACGCCUCAAUUGUCCAACCGGGGUCAUUUAUUAUCGUGCUAGGGGGACCCGCAAUGCUAAUAGGCCUUGGAGGUGGGGCCGCAAGCUCUCAGACCUCAGCUGAAGGCUCUGCAGAUUUGGACUUCGCCAGUGUGCAACGUGGAAAUGCAGAGGUACAGAGGAGGGCACAAGAAGUCAUCAAUUCCUGUGUAGCCAUGGGUUCAGAAAAUCCUAUACUCUUCAUACAUGACAUAGGAGCUGGAGGGCUAUCAAAUGGUAUUCCAGAGCUGGUGCACGACUCGCGGUUGGGUGCAAAGAUGGAACUGAGAGAGGUUGAUAAUGCGGACCGUGGCUUGAGUCCGCUGGAAAUAUGGUGCUGCGAAGCUCAAGAACGAUAUGUAAUAGCAAUUUCUCCGGCGAGUAUCAACGCAUUUAAGGCAAUUGCCCUCCGUGAAAGAUGCAGCUACUCGGUCGUGGGGAAGACUGACGGCAAAAAAGGAGGAAGAGAGAACAGACUCCUUUUAACUGAUCGAGAAUCGAGUGAACAUAAAGAACCAAUCAACCUUCCCAUGGAGACACUUUUCGGCAAGCCGCCGAAGCUGUCUCGCGUCGUGGAAUCUCGAAAGUCUCUCGCUACCAUCGUUCGACAGCAGCCUAGCGACCUACCUACCCAAGAUGGAAAGCGGCUUCCUCGAAGUAGCCAUUCAGAGAGUGCUAAAUUUACCCUCGGUAGGGUCGAAGUCUUUCCUGAUUACGAUAGGAGACCGAUGGUUGGGCCUUUCCAAGUCCCUGUGGCCGAUGUUGGGAUAACAGCGACUUCCCUGAAGCUUGGAAUGAUUACUGGGGAGGCGAUGGCGAUGGGCGAGAGACCCAUACUGGCACUGAUAUCUCCAGCUGCGUCGGCACGUAUGGCAGUAGCAGAAAGUCUUAUGAACAUCGCUGCAGCAGACGUUCUUCUUGAACGAGUGAGUCUUUCGGCAAAUUGGAUGGCCGCUGCUAGACAUCCCGGUGAAGCUGCCGCUCUUUACGACGCUGUUGAGGCGAUUGGCAUGCAGCUUUGUCCUGAAUUGGGUAUUAGUGUGCCUGUCGGCAAAGACUCCACGAGUAUGUCGAUGUCUUGGAAAGAUAAGCACUCGCAAGAGGAAAUAAAGGUCACGGCACCCUUAUCCUUGGUCAUCUCGGCCUUUUCUCCCGUGAAGAACACUCGCCAUUGGACGCCAACUCUGCGACGUCCUGAAGAGCAGGAUAUUGGCGAGACGAUCUUGCUUCUGGUCGAUCUGGCCGAAUCACGACAAUGUCUUGGUGGUUCCGCAUUGGCACAGGUCUUCGGUCAGGUGGGGAACGAGGCGCCCGAUGUCCGUAACGUCCAGUUGCUCAAGGACUACUUCGACGCCAUAGAACAGCUUCACGAAGCUGGUGUCGUCCUUGCAUACCACGAUCGAAGUGAUGGCGGACUCUUCACUACGGUCGUCGAAAUGAUGUUUGCCGGGCACUGCGGAGUCAGCCUAAUGGUUGAUGCUGUUUGCCAAAAAACCGACACUGCCCAUGUCCUAAGUUCUCUCUUCAAUGAAGAGCUGGGAGCCGUCUUUCAAGUCCGCAAGCGUGACGAGAUUCAUUUCCAUAGAUGCUUCGCAACAUGUGGACCACCAUCAAACCUGAUUAAGAAGAUUGGCCGCGUGGCUCCUGCUUCCCAGCAAGACCUCACCAUCUACCACGGUUCUCAACUCGUGUACCGACAGAGUCGCACAUUGCUUCAGCAGACAUGGUCGGCAACGUCGCAUCGAAUGCAACGCCUCCGUGACAACCCAGCUUGUGCGGACGAGGAGUUCAACAAAAUACUCGACUCAUCUAGUGCUGGACUUUCCUACAACCUGACUUUCAACCCCAAGGAUAAUAUCCUACCUUUCACUAGCAAAUUGCCCAACAUUUUCUCGUUGAACAGCAAGCCAAGAGUCGCUAUUCUCCGCGAGCAAGGGACUAACGGGCAAUCUGAAAUGGCCUUUGCCUUCAUGACCGCUGGCUUCACCGCGAUUGACGUGCACAUGACCGAUCUCAUCUCCGGCAAGAUCGCGUUAUCCAACAAUUUUGUGGGCCUGGCUGCAUGCGGCGGUUUUUCUUACGGCGAUGUUUUAGGCGCGGGCCGUGGCUGGGCUUCUACCGUCCUGCUCAACCCCAAGGUCCGCGAAGAAUUCCGAGCCUUCUUCGAACGCAAGAAUACUUUCACUCUGGGAGUCUGUAACGGAUGCCAAUUCCUCUCUCGGCUCCAAAGCAUCAUUCCCGGCGCAGAAGGCUGGCCCACCUUCGAGACGAAUAUCUCCGAGCAAUACGAGGCAAGAGCGUGCAUGGUCAAGAUCACGGACUCUGACACCGCGCCUAACGUCUUUCUGCACGGCAUGCACAACAGCGCGCUUCCCAUCGUGGUAGCCCACCGAGAAGGCCGCUCAAGCUUCAAAGCUCCCUCGUCUGCGCAGAAACUGGUGGCUAGUGGGAGGGUGGCAAUAAGAUACGUAGACAACAACACCCUCGGACCUACGGAGAAAUAUCCGGAAAACCCGAACGGCAGUCCGUUAGGUAUUGCAGGGAUCAGCUCUAGCGAUGGAAGAGUCCUGGCGAUCAUGCCGCACCCGGAGCGAUCGUUCGCAAGCUGGGUCCCGGACGGCAAGAAGGAAGAGUGGGGAGAUGUACUCCCUUGGCAGCGACUGUUCUACUCGGCUCGGCGCUGGGUGUCCAUAUAG
Letharia columbiana is the source of this 4029-nucleotide messenger RNA. RefSeq lists its product as uncharacterized. Bases 1 to 4029 code for a protein of 1342 amino acids. Gene Ontology annotation, biological process: 'de novo' IMP biosynthetic process. Lineage: Eukaryota; Fungi; Ascomycota; Lecanoromycetes; Lecanorales; Parmeliaceae. The transcript has 14 exons. The record is from RefSeq and is a predicted model, not a curated record. Gene Ontology annotation, molecular function: phosphoribosylformylglycinamidine synthase activity.